Molecule: messenger RNA, 1092 nt
Organism: Glarea lozoyensis ATCC 20868
Lineage: Eukaryota; Fungi; Ascomycota; Leotiomycetes; Helotiales; Helotiaceae
Exons: 2
Coding region: 1-1092 (363 amino acids)
Source: RefSeq, a predicted model, not a curated record
AUGCACACUUCACUGUUAAUUAUCGCCGCAGCUGCAGCUUCCGUUGUCUGCCAAACGACAUCUUCUCAACCUUUACCGGCAGCUACAAAUCUUCCACUCGGCUCCAAUUGCGAUCCUUCACUUGACAACGCUUGUGCUAAUGGAGCUGACUGUUACGCUACAAACCUCAUGUUGAUGCCCCGCUGUGGCAACUUCCAGGCAGCGUGUACUUCGGACUCGCAGUGUGCCUUCAACACUUGUACUCAGGCUCAAGGUCUAUGCAAUGGAUUCCUGUCGACAUCGUCGACAUCAGCGGUAUCAUCGACAUCAUCGACAGCUGCAGCAACAUCAUCGAGGACAGUGACAGCUAGCUCUAAUUCACCUUCUACAGACAGUGGUCUUCCACUUGGAGCAGACUGCAACCCUGCUGUCCCAAACGGAUGUGCGAAUGGCGCUAACUGUUAUGCGACAAACUCCAUGUUGAUUCCGCGGUGCGGUAAUUUCCAGGCAUCUUGCACCACUGAUGUCCAGUGUGCCUUCAAUACAUGUAACAAAGCCCAGGGGCUAUGCAAUGGAUUCCUGUCUACCUCUAAUUCUGCAACCUCCGCAAGCUCCCCAGCUUCUACCACCAUCUCGCCAACAUCAACCGGCCUUCCUCUUGGAUCCAUCUGCUCCCCAGAAAUGGAGGAUGCCUGUGCAAACGGAGUGGAGUGCUAUGCAACAAACUCAAUGCUAAUACCUGUGUGCGGAAACUUUCAAGCUUCCUGCUCUUCGGACUCACAAUGUGCAUUCAACACUUGUGUUGCAGGUUUUUGCAGUGGGCUUCGAAACACAACAACAACGAACAACACAACUACCUCAAGACUUCCAGCUAGUACUACUAAUCAAACCGUCCUAACCACUGUAAAUGUUGCGGCUAGUCCAACUAGUCCGAUCAUCCAAACAACAGCGAAUAUUCCCACGACCACCUCAAUUUCGGGUAAUUCGACAAUCGCUCCUCAACCCAGUGGGCCAAGCUCUACUGGACCGAUAAUCGCUAAUGAUGGAUCAGAGAUGGCUCGAAGUGUGGCAGGUUUACUCGCCGUUGCUGCACUUGUCGCUCUAGCACUUUGA